This is a messenger RNA of Thalassophryne amazonica, 4166 nucleotides long. It is a transcript of the gene trim33, whose product is annotated as tripartite motif containing 33. The record is from RefSeq and is a predicted model, not a curated record. Gene Ontology annotation, molecular function: protein binding; zinc ion binding. Bases 28 to 3684 code for a protein of 1218 amino acids. NCBI's taxonomy places the organism in Eukaryota, Metazoa, Chordata, Actinopteri, Batrachoidiformes, Batrachoididae. The transcript has 21 exons.
CGUGCCGAGGUUCAAAGAGGAAGGAAGAUGGCGGAUAACAAAGGCGAGGAAGAUAUGGAAGCCGCUGCUAAUUCGGAUUCAGUGCCUUCAGCUCAAGAAAACCAGCACUCAGAGACUAAAGACGAGGCUGCGGUAAUAGUUAUAGAAGCGAAUACUAAGGACAGUGAAGAAGCUGAGUCUAGUGAUAAUGCUAACGAGGCGCCAAUACCCACUAGCGACAGAGGGGACGUUAGCAACGGCGGGGCUGCGGGAGGGGAAGCUAGUAACGCCGCCGUUAGUCCGGCGGCUGCCAGCAGCUCCAACGCCGCCGUUAGUCCAGCAGCUGCCAGCAGCUCCAAUGCUGCGGUUAGUCCAGCGACUACUAACAGUUCAAGCGCGGAGACAGCGGCGGAAGUCCCAUCCGUCGGAGAACCUUCUAUUGGCGGACUCAAUAGUGAAAUGUCUCCCCCUCCUACGGUUCCGGCGGCUACGCCGGUUCCCGCUCCCAUCAACUUACUGGAUACGUGCGCAGUGUGUAAACAAAGUCUUCAGAGCCGAGACUGUGAACCCAAACUUCUGCCUUGUUUGCACUCUUUUUGCCUCAAAUGUCUCCCGCAGCCAGACAGACAGAUUAGUCUACAGGUGUCUGGAGCUCAUGGACAAACUGACACGCACAUCGUAAAUGUCAUGCGCUGUUCAGUGUGCCACCAGGACUUCAAGCAGACUGACAUUAUUGACAACUACUUUGUGAAAGAUACCACAGAAGCUACCAACACCUCUGAUGAAAAGGCUGCACAGGUAUGUACAAGUUGUGAAGACAAUGCAGGAACCAUAGGUUUUUGUGUGGAAUGUGGAGAAUGGCUGUGUAAAACCUGUGUGGAGGCUCACCAGAGGGUCAAAAUUACCAAGGACCACAAGAUUCGAACAAAAGAAGAUGCUGAUGCUGCCUCAGAGUCAGUUAGUAUGUCAGGACAGAGGCCAGUGUUCUGUCCCAUCCAUAAACAGGAACCACUGAAGCUUUUUUGUGAGACCUGUGACACAUUGACCUGUAGAGACUGCCAAUUACUGGAGCACAAGGAGCACAGGUAUCAGUUCUUGGAAGAAGCUUUUCAGAACCAGAAAGGUGUAAUUGAGACAACCAUAGCCAAACUACAGGAAAAGAAAAGCUAUGUCCAUUACUCCCUCUCUCAGGUGCAAAGCAGGUUAAAAGAACUGAAUGAAACACACAGGAAGGUGGAGCACGAGAUCAAAAUUGCAGUAUUUACACUCAUAAAUGAGAUCAACAAGAAGGGCAAGUCUCUACUGCAACAGUUGGAGAGUGUUACCAAAGAGCGCAGUAUGAGGCUUGUAGCGCAGCAUAAGGAUACCACCCAGUUGGCUCAACAGAUCCACCAUGUGCUGAACUUCUGCCACUGGGCCAUUACAACGGGUAGCAGCACAGCACUGCUUUACAGCAAGAGGCUGAUCCUAUUUCAACUGCGACAACUCUUCAAGGCGAGACUGGAACCUGCACCACAAGCCAAUGGAGUUGUGCGCUUUUUUUGUGAUCCCACAUUCUGGGCCAAAAAUGUGGUAAAUCUGGGUAAUUUGGUUAUUGAAAAGCCGCCGCCUCCUCCACCACCACCCAAUGUGAUGGUUGGGGGACCACCUAUCUCACCAGGCCAAGGUCUUACAGGCAAACAUCCUGGACAGAUCAACCUUGCCCAGCUUCGCCUGCAACACAUGCAGCAGGCAGCCUAUGCACAGCAGAAGCAGCAGCAGCAACAACAGCAACAGCACCAGCAACAGAUCCAGCAGCAGAUGCGCAUUGCCUCCCAAAUGACACAGACACACCCAAGACAGGCGGGACCACCAAUGGUCCAGCAGCAGCCGCCAAGGCUCAUCAGUAUGCAGCAGCUCCCCAGAGCACAUGGGGGUAUGAAUGGUGGGCCAGGUCCCCCCAUGUACCCGUCCUCACACCACAUGCGUUUACCAGGUCCACCACAGAAUAGAAUGGCCACGGCCCAACCCCGACACAAUGGACAGCAAUAUCCCUCCAUGAUGCAGCCUCAGCUACAGAGGCAGAUGUCUAUAGAAUCUGAGAUGAGCCACCAAAGGUUUCGUUUCUUACUGCAAUCAGGGCAGCAUUCCAACCCAGGACAUGCAGGACCUUUCCCGGUGGCAUCGCUCCAUAAUGCCAACCCCACAAGUCCUACCAGUGCCAGCAUGGCUGGUGCACAUGCUCACCGAGGUCCUACCAGCCCAGUUAUUGGUCCUAUUGAGCUUAUCCCCUCCGUCACCAAUCCUGAAAACCUGCCCUGCCUACCUGAGAUCCCACCUAUUCAGCUGGAGGAUGCAGGAUCCAGCAGCCUUGGACACCUCUUGUCUCGCUACAUUUCAGCCAGCACCCAGCAUCAGCUUGGCCCUAUGGACAUGAACCCCUCACCUGGACUGUCUACUCACUCUCCGGGGUCUUCAGCAGGUGUAUCUAAUGCCCAUACGCCAGCACGACCUUCUAGCACUUCCAGCACGGGCAGCAGAGGCAGCUGUAGCUCUGCAGGAAGGGCAGGACAUGGUGGUGGAGCUUCAGCGGACCACGUGAGGGUGAAACAGGAACCCGGAGCUGAUGACAACUAUAGCUGCCCAGCAUCUUCACUGAAGACAGAGCAAGGCAAAGAUGCAGGGAGGAGUGCCUGCAUGAUGGGUAGUCCUGAGAACAGCCCACAUCCUGUAUUGGGAAUCGUAUCCAGAGGCCAGGAUGCUCUGAAGUCUCUCGGGGAACGCAUCAAGACUGAGCCUCAGUCUGAGACACCUUGUUCUGGGUUAAAUGGCUCCAGGUCUGCCACCAUGUCCUCUUCUUCCUCUACCUCGUUCCCAGGAACUUGCAGCACUACAGGGGCUCCUCUCACUAACGGUAACAUGGACAAAAGGGUGGGGUCCAGUGAGGGUGGUACUUUAGCUGGAAAUGCCAAUCCUGGUGAGAAGGAGGACGAUCCCAAUGAAGACUGGUGUGCAGUGUGCAUCAAUGGAGGUGAUCUGCUGUGCUGUGAUCGAUGUCCCAAAGUGUUCCACAUGAAAUGCCAUGUACCCACCAUCAAAAUCUUCCCCAAGGGUGACUUUCUGUGCACAUUUUGCCGAAGUCUAACCAGCCCUGAGAUAGUGUAUUGUGAGGAAAUUCGGAGUGCUAAGGGUGAGCGAGGUCUAAGUCCUGAGGACCAAAGGAGAUGUGAGCGCCUCCUCCUGUACAUCUUCUGUCAUGAGCUCAGUGUGGGCUUCAGGGAGCCUGUUCCUAGUUCUGUGCCCGACUACUACAAGAUUAUCAAGCAUCCCAUGGACUUGAAGAAGGUGAAGAAAAAACUGCAGGUGCGAAGCUCCCAGUUCUACCAGACAACGCAGGAGUUUGUUUCCGAUAUGCGCCUGAUUUUCAAAAACUGUGCAGAGUACAAUGAGAUGUCUCGAAUAAUCCAGGUUUAUGAUGAGGACAAACAGAUUAAUACACAGGUGGGAUCAGAGAUGGCGGUAUCUGGCAAAGCAGUGAGCCUGUACUUUGAAGAGAAACUGCAGGAGAUAUUCCCGGGACAGAGCUUCCAAGAAACAACUGAACCUGAGUCCCUGGAGACACAAGAGAGGGAUCGGGAUGAAGCCACGGAUGACUCGGACGAGGACUUCAUACAACCCAGACGCAAACGAUUAAAAAUGGAUGAGAAAGUCGUUCACAUCAAGUGAAAACAGACCAUAAAAGAAAAGAAAAAUGAAAAACUGUCUUCCUCACUUUUGUGUGUCUGUUUAAUUUCAGGCAACAAAUGAAAUGGACUAAACCUUGAACAAUUUACUGUUCACUACAUUUAAAAAAAAGAAAGAAAAAAAAUCUGCCUUGGCCAGAAGUUUCGAGGACGGAAGAGCUGUGUCCCCCGGUUUAUGGACACUCAAAGCUUGUACUGAGUUGAAAGUAUGAUUUAUUUUGCAGUAGUUGAUACUUGUUCAUGUUUUCUUUUUUGUUAUCUUUUGUCCUCUGUAGGUUUGUGACAGCUGAUUUAUAAAGCAUUCAAAUUUCCUCUCUCCGGUUCUUAAUGUAUUAUAUCAAUACUUUGACAUGAAACUUACCAAGUAUUUGUAUGACUUUGUGGAAGCGUUAUGUAAAUAAGAGAAUCUAGCAUUGAAGGUAUUCCUAUAGGUGUUUGAGUGCAUCAUCAAUAAAAGCUGUUCUU